Molecule: messenger RNA, 1860 nt
Organism: Temnothorax curvispinosus
Lineage: Eukaryota; Metazoa; Arthropoda; Insecta; Hymenoptera; Formicidae
Exons: 2
Coding region: 1-1860 (619 amino acids)
Source: RefSeq, a predicted model, not a curated record
AUGAGUCGCGAAGCGAGAUUUGCCAAGGUGAAAUCCAUGGGGCUCUGCUACAAUUGUUUAAGACCAAAUCAUUUGGUUGACGAAUGUAAAUACGGUACGUGUAGAAAGUGUAAACGUAAGCAUCAUACCCUUCUUCACUCUGAAGGUGAUUCAUUUGAUCGAGGAUCUGGUAGCUCUAAUGCGGCAAACGCCAAUCCAAUCGCAAGUCUCCAAGCGGUCGUCGCUUUGAGAGUUCUUUUGGCCACGGCAUCCGUGCGUAUGUUCAAUGACCGCGGAGAGCCUGUCAAAUGUAGAGUUUUGUUGGAUAACGGGUCUCAGUCUAACUUUGUUACUGAGAAAUUAAGCGGUAUUCUGAAUCUCACUAAGAGAGAAGCUAAUAUUCCGGUGUCGGGUUUUAAUCAAAGCUUAACGCAUAUUAAGCAUUCUAUCGCAACGACCCUUCAGUCAAGGGAUGGACGUUUUGCUGCGGAGUUGUUAUUCUUGGUGGUCCCUCGAAUUACAGAGACACUUCCUGCACAGACGAUUAACCGUUGCGAUUUAAAUCUUCCCCGAAAUAUCACCUUGGCAGAUCCCGAAUUCUGCACUCUUUCAGAGAUUGACGCUCUUAUAGGAGCGGAACUAUUUUACCAAUUGUUAUGCGUGAGUCAGAUCAAAUUAGGCAAUGCGCUGAUAUUACAAAAAACGCGUCUUAGUUGGAUAGCGUCGGGAGCUAUACACGAUAGGGGGCCUGCGUCAAAUCGAAUAGCAUGUGAUUUAGUGGUAGACUCGCUGGAUGCCCAGGUCGCUAAAUUCUGGGAAAUUGAGGAGGUCUCGAGCGUUAGGCGUUUGUCCGAUGAUGAGAGGGCGUGCGAACAACACUUUUCUCAGACGCACUCGAGGGAUGAGAGUGGCCGUUAUAUAGUUAGGCUUCCGUUUAACAGUAGAAAACGCGAACUGGGCGACUCUUAUCAAACAGCAAAGAAAAGGCUGUAUUCACUGGAAAGGAGAUUGGCACGAGAUCCUCAAUUGCGUGAAGAGUAUACGGAUUUUCUUGACGAGUAUGAGAGGCUUGGUCACAUGACUGAGAUCCCUGUCUCCGAUGUGGCCGAAGAAGGAUAUUUUAUUCCACAUCACCUUGUCUUCAAGCGUGACAGCCAUACAACAAAAUUGCGAGUUGUUUUCAACGCUUCAUCAAAGAGCAGUACUGGCGUUUCGCUCAACAAUGUACUUUUCGCUGGUCCGACCCUGCAGGAGGACUUGUUCUCCAUCGUUACGAGAUUUCGAACCCACCGAUAUGUACUGCGUGCCGACAUUGAGGAAAUGUAUAGGCAGGUUAAGUUGUCUGAGGACGAGCGAAGGCGUUUUCCCCUGGCUUGCAGGAUUCUUCUUGAAGACUUCUACAUGGACGAUGCUCUCACCGGUGCAUCGAAACUGGACCAGGCUCGAGAAUUGCGUGAUGAGCUUAUCGGGUUGCUGACUUGUGGUGGCUUCCAUCUGCGCAAAUGGUGUUCAAACGAACCAAGUCUGUUGGAGCCACUACUGGAUCAAUCCUUGGACCCUCACAUUUGUUUGAGCGAGUCUGAAACUCAGAAGACCCUCGGUAUUCAUUGGCAUCCCCGUGAAGACCAUUUAAUUCACGUCGUAAAACCGUUUACCGAGCACCAGCGAACGACGAAGAGAACCAUGCUUUCCCAGGUUGCCUCACUCUUCGAUCCUCUUGGACUGGUUGGUCCUGUUAUCGUGAAGGCGAAGAUUAUGCUGCAGCGGCUGUGGGAGGAUAAGCUGGAUUGGGAUGAAUCCGUUCCUGUGGACAUCGCUACCUCCUGGAGCAAAUACAGGGAGCAAGUCGAGCUCCUAAAUAACUUCAUCGUUCCUCGUUAA